AUGGAUACAACAGUACAACAAGAUGUUGCUUCCAUAAUAGCAGCUUCAAAUUGUAGUGGUGUUGGAGGUAAUGUACAACAAGUAGGAUCAUCCUCAAACAAACCCAAGACCAGAAGAGGAAGACCACCAAAGGCACAACAGAAAACAGCUUCCGUUGUAUCCUCAAGUCACCUACACAAUGUUUUAGAAUUUAAACAAACAUAUUCAAGAUUGCUCCGAAAACAACAAGAAAUUAUGGAACAAAAAAGACCAAAAUCUCUAUUGGAUACCAGUUUAAUGUCGAUCAAUGAUUUAAUGAAUGACCUCAGUGAUGACGAAGAAGAUAUUAGCAGUGGAACAAAUCAACAACCUGUUGCAGGUAGUGAAAAUUUUAAUAAUUUAAUGGAAGAGGAUGAAUUGGAAGAUAUGAUGUCAACAACAGCCACACGAACAAAUAAUAAUAAUUUAUUGAUAAUACCUCCAGAAAAACAAUCACUUAGGGAUUUGCUUCAAUUCAAAGAUUUAGCUAUCAAAAAACCAGAGCAAAUAAUAGAGGAAGCAAUACGAAAAGAAUUAAAACGAACCAGAGGAAUGGAGGAUGAAAUAGAUAUGGAUGUACCAAAUGAUGUAAGAAAAGUAAUUGAUUUUUCUAGAAUACCCAAAUUUACAACAAUUCUGGAAGAGAUGGGAGAAAGUACCGAAGGAACUAGCCAACAAUGUGUCUAUAGUAUUACAGAAGAAGCUAAAGUAGAGAAUGGGUAUUUUUUACCAAAGAGGAACGAAAACUUUAUUGCACCUACAGAAGAAGCUAAUUAUUUUGGAAAAUACCACAAAGAGAAGAAUGAAAAAGUACCAUUGGAUGAAGUAGUUCUACAAGUGGCCAUUUAUCACCCUAUUAGAAAUACUAAAGUUCAAGAGUUUAUGGUUCUGGGAAGCCAAAAACUUACAGAACUAAGGGAUUGUAUAGAUUGUAUAUCUAAUACUGUUUUUGGAGAUGUCAAUAAUUAUUUCACAUCAUCAGCCUAUUUAUUUAUUGAGAAUAUAUUUUACAAUGAUAGAAGAAUUGCAAAUAAUAUUGAUUACAGUGAAAAUAUUAUUGAGUGGAUGAAAACUUUUGAAGAUGGCUCCACAUCAAAAGCACAUGUAUUUUCCUCAUUGAAAAUGGAGGAUGUUUCUUUUUAUGAUUUAUCAAUAAGGUUAAACGAGCCUUAUAUUUAUUGUCAUCAUGGAAACUGUAUGCAUUAUAUUGUUUUUACAGAGAUGAGAAUAUUUAACGAGAAGAAAGAUGUUAAUAACCUAUAUGCCUACCCUGUCAGAUGUUUCCAGGCAAAGCCAAAGAGAAGGAAAUGUGGUGUAUGUGAAAUUUAUCAAGCCAAAUGGGUAACAUUUAGAGACAAGUUCACAUCAGAUGAUCCCUCAUUCUUUUGUGAUUCAUGUUACAGACAAUUUCACUAUGACCAUGAUGGUACACUAUUAUAUAAUGAUUUUAAUGUAUUUAAAUAUUAUUGCGAGUAA
Molecule: messenger RNA, 1494 nt
Organism: Naegleria gruberi
Lineage: Eukaryota; Heterolobosea; Eutetramitea; Acrasida; Naegleriidae
Exons: 1
Coding region: 1-1494 (497 amino acids)
Biological process (GO): snRNA transcription by RNA polymerase III; snRNA transcription by RNA polymerase II
Cellular component (GO): snRNA-activating protein complex
Molecular function (GO): bent DNA binding; RNA polymerase II cis-regulatory region sequence-specific DNA binding; RNA polymerase III type 3 promoter sequence-specific DNA binding
Source: RefSeq, a predicted model, not a curated record